AUGUCUGGUGGGGCUGCAGCUGCUUCUGCUGCCGGUUAUGAUAGGCACAUUACGAUUUUCUCGCCUGAGGGGCGUUUGUACCAGGUCGAGUACGCUUUCAAGGCUACGAACCAGACCAACAUAAACUCACUGGCUGUGAGAGGCAAUACGAGCACGGUGAUAAUAAACCAGAAGAAGGUGCCCGAUAAGCUGCUAGAUGCGUGGACGGUUUCGUAUAUCUUUCCGAUCUCAAAGAGUAUCGGCAUGGUGGCCAACGGCGGUAUCCCGGACGCCAGGAACGCGGCGUUGAGGGCCAAGGCGGAAGCUGCAGAGUUCCGUUACAAGUACGGGUACGAUAUGCCGUGUGAUGUUUUGGCCAAGAGAAUGGCGAACCUGUCGCAGAUCUACACGCAAAGGGCGUACAUGAGACCGCUGGGCGUGAUCCUGACGUUUGUGGCUGUCGACGAGGAGCUAGGGCCCUCCAUCUACAAGACGGAUCCCGCCGGAUACUUUGUUGGGUACAAGGCCACGGCUACGGGGCCCAAACAGCAGGAGAUAACGACUAGGUUGGAGAAUUUCUUCAAGAAGAACAACGCGCCGGACAAGGUGGACGAGGAUUCGUGGGAAAAAGUGGUCGAGUUUGGGAUAAGUCAUUUGAUCGACUCGCUGGGGACCGAUUUCACUAAGAGAGAUCUGGAGGUCGGCGUCGCCGUCAAGGGUAAGUUUUUUGUCCUAAGUGAGGACGAAAUCGAGGAAAGACUGGUUGCCAUCGCGGAACAGGACUGA
Molecule: messenger RNA, 765 nt
Organism: Torulaspora globosa
Lineage: Eukaryota; Fungi; Ascomycota; Saccharomycetes; Saccharomycetales; Saccharomycetaceae
Gene: SCL1
Product: proteasome core particle subunit alpha 1
Exons: 1
Coding region: 1-765 (254 amino acids)
Biological process (GO): ubiquitin-dependent protein catabolic process
Cellular component (GO): nucleus; proteasome core complex, alpha-subunit complex; cytosol
Source: RefSeq, a predicted model, not a curated record